GCCAGAGCACAUCGCACUGAACACUGCGCGCCUUCAGCUAGCUAGCAGCAUCGAGUCCGGCCGGCAAGGCGACGCCCGACGACGAUGGGUGGCGUAGCUAAGAUGCCCGCGGCGGCGCUUUGGUUGCUGCUAGUAGGCGUGGUGGUAGCCCUUGGGGUUGCGGCCACCCCGGCGCACGCCUUCAGGAACAAGACGAACCACUACGACUUCAUUAUCACGGAGACGAACGUGACGCGGCUGUGCCACGAGAAGGCCAUCCUCACCGUGAACGGGCAGUUCCCAGGUCCGACCAUCCACGCGCGCCGGGGCGACGUCGUCUUCGUCAACGUCCACAACCGGGGCCGCAAGAACAUCACCCUCCACUGGCACGGCGUGGACCAGCCGCGCAACCCCUGGUUCGACGGGCCCGAGUUCAUCACGCAGUGCCCCAUCCGGCCCGGCGCCAACUUCACCUACCGGAUCGUCUUCUCCGACGAGGAGGGCACGCUCUGGUGGCACGCGCACAGCGACUUCGACCGCGCCACCGUGCACGGCGCCAUCGUCGUCCGCCCCAAGCUCGGCGCCGCCUACCCCUACCCCGAGAUGCACAAGGACAUACCCAUCUUCCUCGGCGAGUGGUGGAAUGUAGACGUGCAGCACUUGCUCGAGGAGACCAUGCAGAGCGGUGGUGACUUCAAAAUCUCCGACGCCAACACCAUCAACGGCCAGCCCGGCGACCUGUUCCCGUGCUCCAGGAAGGGCACCUUUAGGGUGCCCGUGGAGCGCGGCAGGACGUACAUGCUCCGGGUCAUCAACGCGGGGCUCACCAACGACAUGUUCUUCGCCGUCGCCGGCCACAACCUCACGGUGAUCGGCUCCGACGGCCACUACCUCAGGCCGUUCACCGUCGGCCACAUCAUGAUCGCGGCCGGCCAGACCAUGAACGUGCUCCUCCACGCCGACCGCGCCGCCAGCCGCUACUACAUGGCCGCGAGGACCUUCGCCACCAACUCGGAGAUCCCGGUGAACAACAGCACUGCCACGGCCGUUCUCGAGUACACGGACGCGCCGCCCUCCUCGGCGGGGACGCCGCCUGCCCUCGCCGACCUGCCGGCCGUCGGCGACCUCGGCGCGGCGACGGCGUACACGGCGCGGCUCCGGUCCCUGGCCACCGACGGCCACCCCGUCGACGUGCCCGCCCGCGUCGACGAGCGCAUGGUCGUGACCGUCUCCGUCAACGUGCUCCCCUGCGGGGCCAACGAGACGUGCGACGACGGCCCCAUCAACGGCACCCGCUUCGCGGCGAGCCUGAACAACGUCAGCUUCGUGGCCCCGGCCGUCGACAUCCUCGACGCCUACUACUCCUCCAUGCGCGGCGUGUCCGAGCCGGACUUCCCCGGCCGGCCGCCGCUGGCGUACAACUUCACCGCGCCCGGCCCGGCGGAGGAGCUCUGGUUCAGGGCCGGCCCUGACUUUUUGGUGGCCCAGUACGAAAAAAAUAAUGGAGGCCCCCAUUAACUAUAAAAAUAUAAAAAGUCAAAUUGGUAAUCGGCAUGAUAAGUAGGUAGCAAAUCGGCGAUCUGUAGACAGCGGCGGCGUCUCGCGAGGAUGUCAAGGAGGCACUGAAGCGUGUAGUUGGGCAAAUGUUGGAGAAGUUGUCCAUUGAUUUUCCUCUAUCAAAUCAAGGCGCGGCUUUAUUCCUCCAACUGGACAGAGAUGUCACGCCCAACAAUAUAGGUUACAAAAUUUAUGAGGGGGUCAUGGGCCUGUUUGGAUACAUAGAGAUAAUAGGUAUCCUUCACCUUUUAGCUUCAAAUUAUCCCACCUGUUUGGAUGUAUGAGGGAUAAUUUUAAGUUAAAGUGGAUUAUCUCUCCCAAAAUUCUUAGCCCCUUCAAGAUGUGAUAAUGGGGCUAAUUUAGUAUGAACCCCACAAAAAAUGUGAGUAUACACACACACCUAGAUAUGAGAAUGAGAGAGAGGGUAGGCAUUAGCCCAUGGAUCCAAACAAUCUACCUUGGGCUAAUGCUUAGCUUACCAAUUUAAGACUAAAUAUUAGCUCUCAAAAUUAGUCCUGGGCUAAUGUUCCAAAGCCCAUGCCAAAUACUUAGAUGAUCCGAGUCUCUUUCAAUAUCUAAAUGAGCUGGCUUAUAAGUAAAGAUGUUACUUAUAACUUGACAUGCCUUAUAA
Molecule: messenger RNA, 2167 nt
Organism: Panicum virgatum (switchgrass)
Lineage: Eukaryota; Viridiplantae; Streptophyta; Magnoliopsida; Poales; Poaceae
Product: putative laccase-9
Exons: 3
Coding region: 85-1497 (470 amino acids)
Molecular function (GO): oxidoreductase activity; copper ion binding
Source: RefSeq, a predicted model, not a curated record